AUGGUUAGAGCACUUAAGCAUCAUGAAAAGAAGCUUUUGAGAAAAGUGGAUUUCCUAGAUUGGAAGCAAGAUCAAGGACAUCGAGAUACUCAAGUAAUGAGAACUUAUCAUAUACAGAAUCGAGAAGAUUAUCAUAAAUAUAACAAAAUAUGUGGUGAUAUAAGAAAACUAGCGAACAGACUUUCAUUAUUAAAACCAACUGACCCGUUUCGUAUAAAACAUGAACAAUUAUUAUUGGAAAAAUUAUACAACAUGGGAAUAUUAGCUACAAAAUCAAAAAUAAGUGACCUAGAAAACAAAAUAACCGUAUCUGCAAUGUGUAGAAGACGGAUUGGAGUGGUGAUGUGUAGGUUAAAAAUGGCAGAAACAUUAACAGAUGCUAUCAAAUUUAUAGAACAAGGGCAUGUCAGAGUGGGACCAAAUGUUAUAACAGACCCAGCUUAUUUAGUUACGCGGAACCUCGAAGAUUAUUUGACUUGGAGUAAAAGCUUGAAACCAGGUGAUGAGAUUCAGAUUGACGAUAUCAAAAUGACAGUUCCAAAACUUUCUCAUUAUCAAAUACUAGGAGUGAGUCCAAAUACUUCUUUCGAAGAAAUUAAAAAAUCAUAUCGUAAAUUAUCAUUAAAAUACCAUCCAGACAAAACACCAGAUACAAAACAUCAUGAGAAAUUUAAAGAAAUUAAUGCAGCAUUUGAAAUUAUCAGAGAUUACAAGGACGUUAAAAAGAAUUACACAAAUGAACGUGCCUCGACGGCUGCAUCAACUCAAACUUCAUUCAGUUCCACUUUCCCAUUCCGAUCUUCAAGCACUAAAGAGCAAAACUCAGGAAGUCUGAGAACAUACUUUUACACCAGAUUUAGCCAAACCUUCUCAUCUACACAUUCACCAAAUAAUCCAAGUUUUUUUGCUCAAGAAAGCACAACUAAAAGCGACUAUCCAUAUUUCCAGUUCUAUCAAAAGUCACAAGAGCAGCAAAGACAUGCAGCAGAAGCUGCAGCCAGACAUGCAGAAAGAUUAAAAGAGGAGAUGGCAGAGCGAGUCAGAGCCGAAGCUGAGCAUAUUAGAAAAGAGCUGGAAGCUCGUGCAAGAAAAGCAGAAAAGAUGGCACAGAGAGCAUUUAAGACUCAGAAUGAAUAUACCAAAGGAAGCGGUAUUGAUGAUGAUGAUCCCGACAUUGUUGAACUACCGUCCGAUGCAGACACAUUUUCACAAAAAUCUCAUAGAAAAAAAUCAUCUUCAUCAAGGAAUAAAAAAAAAGACACAGAUUAUCAAUCAGCUAAAGAGAAAAGACGAAAUUUAGAAGAAGCUGCAGAAAUUGCAAAUGAAUACAUGAAGGAUAGUUUUGGUUUGAAUGAUGAUGCUGAACAAUUUUAUCGAGACAAUAGGCAGAAAAACACUUCAAAUGUUGAGAAAGAAGAGUUUCAAAGUAGUAAAUUUGAUUCUGACCAAGCCACAUCGCAGUCAACCAGAAAUGGCAAAGAUUCCGAACAUCCAAUUAUACUCGAAGAGGAAAUGAGCUCUUCGGAAAAUGAGGACGAGCUGCAAGAUGAAGCAAAUAACUCUUUUAUGAACGCACCAGAUGCAACUACUGAUCCAAAUUCUUUCGAAGAAAAUGAGGAAGUAAAUACCAGAUCCAACAAGUAUAAUGCUGACAUUUUAAACGAGAAUAUUCAAUUUAAUGUUAAACCUAAAACAACUCCAAGGAGUAGCACGGCUUCGCCAAUACGGACAAGCAGAGUAAAUCCAAUAUCAUUCACGUUAUCUUCAAAUCAGACUAAAACGAACCAUGUUUGGCCACAACCAACCGCACCACAUAAAAGAUCAAAAGUAUCUUCGACUAACCUACCGCCGUCUUCCUCGAGACAAUCAGCAUUUGAUAUGAAUGGUUUUGAUAUAAAGGUUGGGGAUAUAGAGGAUGUAAAUUUUAACGAGAUUUAUGAAAGUUUACCUGACGAUCAAAAACGAAAAACUAGACAAUCAAAUAAUAUUCAAGGUAAUUCUGAAAGAAAAUUUGAUUACAUUAAUGGUAAAUUGAAGGCUGAUAUACUAUCCAAACCGCUCAACAAACAUCCGGUGCAUGGUCAUUCAUCCACAUUCAACACCACACAAUUAAGUGUUUUUGAUUUGCACGCAUCGCCGAAAGUUCAUAACUUUACUGCUCCAAAUCCACCUUCGAUAAAUUUAGAUCCAUCGACAAUUACUGAAGCUAAGUGGUCAGAAUAUAUUGAAUCAAUAAAGGAUUAUCAAAGUAAAUUUCUACGAUAUAAAGAGGCGAUUGUUAGAUAUCAAAUGGAAAGGACUGAAAAAGACCUACUAUAUUCAAAUCUUUUGGACCUGAAUAUGGGUGUUUACAACCAGUGUAUAGCUAGAGAUUUGGAAGUAGUCUCACAAUUGAAAGAUGCCACUUUAGCUUUUCAUCAAGUUAUGUCAAUGUACGCGUUGAACAAAAAAUGGUUUGGCGGGAAAUAG
This is a messenger RNA of Lodderomyces pseudojiufengensis, 2469 nucleotides long. Its product is annotated as snoRNA-binding rRNA-processing protein. Gene Ontology annotation, cellular component: small-subunit processome; small ribosomal subunit; Mpp10 complex. Bases 1 to 2469 code for a protein of 822 amino acids. The record is from RefSeq and is a predicted model, not a curated record. The transcript has 2 exons. NCBI's taxonomy places the organism in Eukaryota, Fungi, Ascomycota, Pichiomycetes, Serinales, Debaryomycetaceae. Gene Ontology annotation, biological process: rRNA processing. Gene Ontology annotation, molecular function: snoRNA binding; rRNA binding; structural constituent of ribosome.